This is a messenger RNA of Dromiciops gliroides (monito del monte), 1791 nucleotides long. RefSeq names its product tumor suppressor candidate 3 (gene TUSC3). Gene Ontology annotation, cellular component: oligosaccharyltransferase complex. The transcript is spliced from 11 exons. The coding region runs from base 1 to 1350 and encodes 449 amino acids. The record is from RefSeq and is a predicted model, not a curated record. Lineage: Eukaryota; Metazoa; Chordata; Mammalia; Microbiotheria; Microbiotheriidae.
AUGGAGGGGGGGAAAGGGGCGGAGAAAGAAGCCGCGGGUAUUCAGGAGGCGGGGCCAGGAAACAGGCGCAGCGUCAGGGGCGGAGCCGGAGAGACGCCAUGGCUGGAGGCAGAGUCUGAGUUUGGGCUGCGCAGGCGCAGUUCCUCUCCCUCGGCGCGGCACGGGGCGGGGCGGCGGUUGUCUAGCCGGCUGUCGGUCGGACGGUCAGUUCGGGAGGCUUGGGGCAGCAGCGGCGGCAGCAGGGGCACCGGAGCUCGGGCGAUGGCGGCGCCCAGGUCAGAGUCGGCGGCGGCGGCGGCGGCGGCGGCGGGACCGUCCCCGCGGGGCGGCGGCGCGAGCAGGCUCGGCCGGGGCCGGUGGCGUUGGGGCCUGGCGGGCGCGAGUUGCGCGCUCCUGCUGCCGUUGCUGCUGCUGCUGUGCGCGCCCCCGAGCGUGGCCCAGAAGAAGAAGGAGAACCUCUUGGCUGAAAAGGUGGAGCAGUUGAUGGACUGGAGUGUGAGGCGCUCUGUUAUCCGGAUGAAUGGGGACAAGUUCCGGAGGUUUGUGAAGGCGCCCCCCCGGAACUACUCGGUAGUGGUGAUGUUCACGGCCCUGCAGCCGCAGAGACAGUGCUCCGUGUGCAGGCAAGCCAAUGAAGAGUACCAGGUGCUUGCAAACUCUUGGCGCUACUCCUCAGUCUUCUCCAACAAGCUCUUCUUCAGUGUUGUGGACUACGACGAGGGUGCAGAUGUUUUCCAACAGCUCAACAUGAACUCCGCGCCGACCUUCAUGCAUUUUCCUCCAAAGGGGAAACCCAAGCGUGCUGACACCUUUGACCUGCAGAGAAUUGGCUUUGCUGCAGAGCAGCUUGCCAAGUGGAUCGCUGACCGGACGGAUGUACACAUCCGAGUUUUCCGGCCCCCCAACUACUCAGGCACCAUUGCCUUGGCCCUGCUGAUCUCUCUUGUUGGAGGCCUGCUCUACUUGAGGAGGAACAAUUUGGAGUUCAUCUAUAACAAGACAGGCUGGGCCAUGGCUUCCCUGUGUGUGGUCUUUGCGAUGACAUCUGGACAAAUGUGGAAUCACAUCCGUGGCCCUCCAUAUGCUCAUAAGAACCCUCAGAAUGGACAAGUGAGCUACAUCCACGGGAGUAGCCAGGCUCAGUUUGUGGCCGAGUCCCACAUCAUUCUGCUGCUGAAUGCUGCCAUCACCAUGGGGAUGGUCCUCCUCAAUGAAGCUGCCACCUCCAAAGGGGACGUGGGCAAGAGAAGAAUCAUCUGCCUCGUAGGCCUGGGCCUGGUGGUGUUCUUCUUCAGCUUCCUGCUGUCCAUCUUCCGCUCCAAGUACCACGGGUACCCCUACAGUGCCUAGCCCAGUGCCUGGCCCCUCGCUUUUUAAUUAAAUGAAAUCCUUCAGGAUUUGCCCAAGAUGAAUGUUUACCAUGAAGAUAAACUGUACCUGAUCCUGAUACCAACAUUAUGUUCUUUAGAAUUUGGGUGGUUACUACAGUAACUGUGAUAAGUUAGACCCAUCUUGUUCCUAAUGAAUUGUGCAUUUUGCUAGUGAAAAUAACAGACCAUUUAAUUUGUGGAAAGACAUGCCGGAGGUAAACACCACCUUUACAAAGGACACAUCAGACAGUUGUUCGAGGGUAUUAUUUAUUUCCAGGAUGUGGUGCAGGAUUGAAGUAAAAUUCUUAGUCAAAGAAACCCACAUGUUCUUGCCAAUGUCCCAGACACAAGCUAUAUGCAUGAAAUUUGUGUCUAUGUGUAUGAAUUAGCCCUGUGCCUGUGAUAAAGUGAAUGAGCUCUC